UCCUCUCUCUCUCUCUUUAUACGUGUAUGUUUGUAUAUCUCAUGUUCCAUUAAAAAGAGCUCUCUCUUGGAAUAUGUAGUAGUUUUCAAUCAAAAAAGUAUGAGUUCACUACAUAUGGAUGAGCAAUAUAUUUUAGAGUUCAAGAAGCCAUCAUUGCUUCACAGUGGAAGAAGCAAAAAAUAAUGGCAAGAUUGAUUUUGGAGAAGUUUUGGACACUACAAAUAUUACUGCUUGUUUUUGGAAUUGAAAAGAUUAUUGUUGAUCAGCUGAUUUAAUAGUUGUCUCAUUCUUGUAUCAUGCCUCUGUAUGAGUUCUUGAGAUUGGCUAUCGAAAAGCUUGAAUCUAGCCAGCAGAAAUCAUCUUCUGUUGAUCCCUCUUCAAAAACGGAAAAUGGCUUAUUUGGGCAGCCUGAUAAGGUUGCUACCAAUCUCAGUUUGCAGCCUGAUACCCCUAGUGCCUGUGAUGGAGAGAGGCCGGGAAAAUCUAGUGGUGUCGAGUAUAUCUUCAAUGAUAUUUCGCCAGUAUUGGAUAUAAGUCGAAAGGAUGAAGCCUCUCCUUGGUUAAGUUAUCCCGGAGAUGAUAGCCUGCAAGUUUACUCUUCUGGUGUCUUACCUCAACAAUCAAGUGUUUCUUUUAUGUCACAGAAACAUGGAAGGAGUUGUGAUCAGGGAGUUAGUGAUUCGGACGUUGUGGAGUUAUCUUCUUUCAAAGCUCGUCCGCUGCAAACAUGUCUGCAUCAGAAGGACCAUACAUCAGAUCCUUCCUUACUCAAUUGCCAAGAUGCUAAGUUUUGGAAUAGUGAAGAGGGUGUAGACUUACAUGUUCCAGCUGCAGUAAACUCUUCACGGUUAUUGGCCAACGAAGAUAAAGAUUUGUUUCAUGAUGGAAGGACCAAGGAUAUCAGCCUAGAUACAUUCUUGAAAACUGACAAAAGUUUGAUACAAAACAACACUGUUGCUUCAACUAGGCCUCUAGAUGGGGAGAGGAUUGUCGAGUCUAUCGUUGGUUCUUCGUUUGUAAGCUCUGGUAACAGUGCUGAUAAGAAUCUCGAUGAACAGAACCAUUAUACCAAAAGAAAAUCUCGUGAGAAUGAGGAGUCUAGCCAAAGUGAUGAACUUCAAACCGAGUCUGUUGGUCUGAAAACACUAACUCCAGCUGAAGGAGGCCGGGGAUCAAAGAGAAGGCGUGUGGCAGAAAUGCACAAUCUUUCCGAAAGGAGGCGAAGAGAUAGGAUCAACCAGAAAAUGCUUGCUUUACAAGAACUAAUACCCAACUGCAAUAAGACGGAUAAGGCUUCCAUGCUCGAUGAAGCCAUCGAGUAUCUAAAGAUCCUUAAACAUCAAGUGCAGAUUAUGUCAAUGGGAUAUGGAGUAUGCGUCGCGCCAUUGAUGUUUCCACCGGGAGCCCAAAACAUGUAUUACGCGCAUACGCCUCAUCCUUCAUACGCAGGGAUGAGAAUGGGAGCGAGUUUUGGUAACACGAAUGGGGAUUCCGUUCACUGUCCUGUUUUCCAUCCACAUUUUCCUACGCCUAUCGUAAACUGCCAAGGUGCUAUCGCUCCGAUGCAUGGACAUCCCUGCCCGAGACUUCACACCACAGUCUCUGGAGCACACACACACUUAUUUCCUCCAACUAAAUCUAACAAAACAACAGUGAUGGGGGCAAGUGCCUUGAAGCUCACAGAUCAAAACUCCAAGGAUCUGAUUGCGAACAAGAAGUCACACAACGUGGAAGUGAGCAGCUCAGUCUCUACUAAUAUUUGUUUCAAUUAGCUGACAAAUAGUUUAGCGUGGUGCAGCUGCAAGCGGAAAAUGAAGUUCGAAACAAUCGAGCUGCAGAUGGCACCAGAAACUAAUGAAGAAGCUUCUUUCUAUGCUAGUCAGAGUAGAGUUCGGCAACAUUUACUUUUCUCGCUCUGGGCAUUGUACAUUUAUGAUUUAUAUAAGGUGACUCGUGUGGAUCAAGCAUUUUCAAUAAAUUUUGAAACAUGUUUAUAGAAUUCAAAAUA
Messenger RNA from Salvia splendens (bonfire salvia), 2008 nucleotides. Its product is annotated as transcription factor PIF3. Gene Ontology annotation, molecular function: protein dimerization activity; DNA-binding transcription factor activity. NCBI's taxonomy places the organism in Eukaryota, Viridiplantae, Streptophyta, Magnoliopsida, Lamiales, Lamiaceae. The transcript has 8 exons. Gene Ontology annotation, biological process: regulation of DNA-templated transcription. Bases 297 to 1772 code for a protein of 491 amino acids. The record is from RefSeq and is a predicted model, not a curated record.